Messenger RNA from Anoplophora glabripennis (Asian longhorned beetle), 1199 nucleotides. RefSeq names its product ETS-related transcription factor Elf-3. The transcript has 7 exons. Lineage: Eukaryota; Metazoa; Arthropoda; Insecta; Coleoptera; Cerambycidae. Gene Ontology annotation, biological process: cell differentiation; regulation of transcription by RNA polymerase II. Gene Ontology annotation, cellular component: nucleus. Gene Ontology annotation, molecular function: sequence-specific DNA binding; DNA-binding transcription factor activity, RNA polymerase II-specific. The coding region runs from base 290 to 1048 and encodes 252 amino acids. The record is from RefSeq and is a predicted model, not a curated record.
AACUGACUAUAGUAGAAUGCAGAUACUGCCCUUACUCAAUAGUAGUCAUGUUUCAUGACUGUUACAGUCAGUGCGGUUUUUGUUCUAGUUUAACUAAUUGCUAAAAAUAAUAAAUGGAGAUUCAAGUACGAUUUUUAAUGUUGUUGUGUUUACUACCAGACGUCACAAAUAGAUAAAGUUAUGGUUUUUAUCACUGCUGCCUUUGGGAAACCCACAGUGUGAUGCAUUUCGUUUAGUUACGGAAAGACGGUCGUGUCGUGGAACUGAAAUAAAUUUAUUACGAAACAACAUGUUUUCGGAAACUGAGGACCUAACCUCGGCAUUAGACUUAGAUAUUCUUGAUGAAUUCUUCAAUUUUAAUGAAUCGUCAAAUCAAUUGGAAUGUACACCGACUUGGAAACAUACUCCCAUGGUUCGGUGGACUGCCGAAGAUGUUUUGGAUUUCAUAAAAACUGAAAUUAUUUUCGGAUUCCUUGAAUCUUGCAAUCUAGAGAGAUUUAGAUGCAUCUCUGGAAAUAUAUUUAUAAAUCUGCAGGAAGAAUACUGUCAGAUUUUAGCAGAUUCUAAACCACUGGGUACGAUUAUCUUUGAAGCAAAGGAAAAUUAUAUAAGAAGAAAUCCGUUUAAGGAGGAGGAUUAUUGCAUCGCCGUAAAUAAGGAGUAUCCUCGGGAAUCUGAUGUAUACGAUAUUUUUGAAGAAAAAUCAUCUAAGCGAGUGGGAAGACCGAAAUCGGAAUGCAGACGAAAAAGAAAAGAGAGGUCUGAAAAACUUUGGGAAUUUUUGCUUCAUUUGCUACACGACAAAAAGACGGAACUCAUAAAAUGGGAAAACUACGAGGAGGGCACUUUUAAGUUUGUUAAAAGUGACACCGUCGCACGCCUAUGGGGUAGCAGGAAUCACAAUAAGACGAUGAAUUAUGAAAAAUUUACUAGGGCGAUGCGGUAUCACUAUAAGAAUAAAGUCCUACUACCUGUACCAGGAAAGAGAUUGGUAUACAAGUUUGGACCUCAUGCUAAGGGGUGGCAGAGUAGUUUCUCAUUUUCUUGAAAAAAUAUUAACAAAUUAAGAAAUACUCUGAUAUUAUCUAGUUUUGUAUUGUAUUUAAUUUAAAACAGUAUGUUAUGUAAGCAUAUUUCAGUGCUAUAUUUUUAGUAUUGUAUAAUGAUAUAAUUAUUGUUAAAUAAAUUUACAAGAAAGA